Messenger RNA from Labrus mixtus (cuckoo wrasse), 4648 nucleotides. RefSeq lists its product as uncharacterized. Gene Ontology annotation, biological process: actin filament organization; cell migration. The record is from RefSeq and is a predicted model, not a curated record. NCBI's taxonomy places the organism in Eukaryota, Metazoa, Chordata, Actinopteri, Labriformes, Labridae. Gene Ontology annotation, molecular function: actin filament binding. The transcript has 11 exons. The coding region runs from base 16 to 3843 and encodes 1275 amino acids.
GACAGAACCACAACCAUGGGUCAGAAGUUGGAAAAGCUUUCUGAAAAGGAUGAAGAAUCACUUGAUAAUUCAGACUGGUCUGAGCAAACUGGGGAAACAGAAAUGUUGGAGACAGCAGAUCAAGUUGAGAGCAGAGAUCAGGACGAUGGCAAUUUUGUGACCCCUGGAAGUAUUGGUGGGAAUAGUGGGAUCACUAUCAGUGGCAUCAUGGCCGCUGGGCAUGCAGGGGGGCUUACAGUCACUUCUGCACGUACAGAUCCCCAAACUGGGCAGCCAAUCAGACCUCUAGGUAUGUGGGGGAACCCUCCAAAGACAAGGGGGGAGAGAGUGGGUGGAGACAGGGAGAGCAAGAUUGUCAGUCACAGUUCACAAGAGUCAAAGACUGUCCCGAGCCUAAAGGAGACAAGACAAGCUUCGAACAAAGAGCAAGGCUUUGGGAGCAAGGCUGUGGUCUUAGCUGGGACUACAGCUAUGGAGGAGCAGGAAAAUGUAAAACAAUCUAAACUUGGUUGUCGCAAAUUAAGUUUUGGUUCUCAAACGAGGAGUCUAUCAGCCUCAUGCGAUCCAACUCUUGAGGAAGACUUUGUGUUGCUGGAGAGGGAUGAAACUUGGACGUCAUCCGAUGGGGAAAAUAACAUAACUUUUGGCGACGGGAUAAAAAUUGAGAAACCUCAGCCAUCUAUUGAAAGAAGAGUUAAUGAAGAGGCCUCUGCUAGCUACAGUGAUGGCAAUCUCUCACAACAAGAAAAGGACAACGAGAAGACAACCAGUAGAAGAAAUGAGACAGCUUCAGUCAUGACUUACAGUGUGGAAACACAUGCUAAGGGUUCCCCCACAGACAGUUUUCAGAGGGAAAGGGGUCAACAUUUGGCUGAAGUGACAGGCAGCAGGUGUCGGCUAAAAGGAGACGGUCAUGUCGGAGCUACCAACACUGAGACAACUGGUAGAGCGAAAGAAGAGAGGGAACUUAACAGGAAUAACCAAAGUGAAGGAGCAGUUACUACUAAUAUUAAUAAGGAGCACAUGUCAACACAAAACAACAGCAGAUUGGUAAGAGGGAGCAGUGGUGGUUGGGAACCAUGCUCGGAAAAGGUUGCUCCUGUGGAAGCAGGUCAGUCCCAUCAAAGCAUGUUUGCUGUAGCAGUCUCCAGGAGGGCAAGAGAAGGUGCUCCUGGUUUGUGUACCACAGAAGAAAACAUCCAAGAGUUCGGCAAAGCAGCUGACCAUCACUUCCCUAGGACCCCUGACUUUGAUUUACCACUGCUGCGAGACAAUGUUUCAUUUUCGUUGGAACAAAGCAAUGCUAUCCCUUCUCUUCCUUUGCCAGGGAACGAAGGCAGCGAUAGAAAGACACAGAUUGCCAGCUUAAAGAGGGAGAGUGAACUUGUAUGUUUCUCUGCUGUCAUCACCCCUCCACCUGUAACUCAUCUGUUGCCCAUGAGUGACACAUCAAUGGAAAUGGUGGCGUCUGAAGCCACGCCAGCCUCAUGUGAUUCUAUAGAUGAGUGUACACGAAAAGAAAAGCCCAAAGUUAAAGGUCCACCUCCACCUGUCCCUAAAAAACCUAAAAACCCAUUUAUAAAGCUUAAAACUGCACAGUUAAGGUCUACUGAUGUGCAAAGACGAGGGAAAGAUCAUCUGCGUUCUGAGGAGACGGUCAGGAGGAGACACACUUUUGAUUUCAAUAAAAUCCUACCCUGCAACCCUCCAACUAAUCAGGACAUGUGCUUGCUUUGGGACGAAAAGGGAACUUAUAUGGUGCCAACCAACAUACGACGGCUGUCAGCUGACUUCAGCCAAUGGGAUCCCUCGCUUGGGAGCAUAGAUGAUCAGUUUGGAGAUAUGAUAGACUUUGACUACUGUGCACGAAUGGCAAAACUGUCUCCAGAGGAAGACCUGCAGAACCUGGACAUGUUGCAAAGAAGAGUGUUCCUAGAGAGACGGUCCAGGUUUAAAAAUUCACCACCUCCUGAUGCAAAAAAGCCCCCAAAUCCUUACGCAUCGACAGAUACUGUGCACAACCAUGAAGUUACAGCAAAAAAUGAAAUCCAACGACCAAAACCUGUUUGUUCAGGGAAAAGAGAAAUCUACCAGGAGCCCCUAUCUGAAAGAGACAGCACACAGGAAUACAACUACAUCGAUACUACCAAUGGUAACAAUAAAGACACAAGUGAAUACAGUAGAUAUGGGGAUGCAGGAAGUGAGGUGGUUUCAUACAAGCCUGUGUCUGAAAUAAUCAAAGAAACAAAUCAAAUGCAGAGACAUCAGCGCCGGGUCAAACCUGAGGGGACCAAAGCUCUGGUUCGGAUAGCAGAGCAGAGUCCAAGUGUAAAAGUUUCCCAAAUGAAGAACGCUUUUGAUGUCCCAAAGAAAUCCAGAGAGAGACAACCAGAAGUUCAAGCAUCGCCAAAGAAAGAUAUGUUGCGGCGAGUUGUGCGACAGAGCAAGUUCCGUCAUGUGUUCGGUCAAGCCGUGAGGAACGACCAGUGCUACGAUGACAUCCGCGUGUCCAGGGUCACAUGGGACAGCUCCUUCUGUGCCGUCAACCCCAAAUUUGUUGCCAUCAUCAUAGACGCCAGCGGGGGUGGAGCCUUUCUUGUCCUUCCUUUGCAAAAAACUGGUCGUAUAGACAAGGUCUACCCUACAGUAUGUGGUCACACAGGCCCUGUGUUGGACAUCGACUGGUGUCCUCAUAAUGACCUUGUUAUUGCCAGUGGAUCAGAGGACUGCACAGUCAUGGUUUGGCAGAUUCCUGAAAAUGGACUGGAGACCCCCCUGUCAGAGCCUGUGGUCGUGUUAGAGGGCCACUCUAAGAGAGUCGGUAUCGUGUCCUGGCAUCCCACCGCUCGUAACGUUCUCCUCAGUGCAGGUUGCGAUAACCAGAUCGUCAUCUGGAAUGUGGGCACGGGAGAGGCCAUGAUCAACCUGGAGGACAUGCACCCUGAUGUGAUCUUUAGUGUCAGCUGGAGCCGCAAUGGCAGCCUGCUGUGCACCGCCUGCAAGGACAAGAAGGUCCGCGUCAUUGACCCUCGUAAAAAGAAGGUUGUUGUGGAGAAGGACAAAGCCCACGAGGGAGCUCGGCCAAUGAGAGCGAUCUUUUUAGCAGAUGGAAACAUUUUCACAACUGGAUUUAGCCGCAUGAGUGAGCGCCAGCUAGCCCUGUGGAAAACUGACAACAUGGAUGAGCCGAUAUGCGUACAAGAGAUGGACUCCAGUAAUGGCAUUCUGCUUCCCUUUUAUGACCCGGACACCAACAUAGUCUACUUGUGUGGGAAGGGCGACAGCAGCAUCCGGUACUUUGAGAUCACUGAUGAGGCCCCGUUUGUUCACUACCUCAGCACCUACUCCACCAAGGAGCCCCAGAGAGGGAUGGGAUACAUGCCCAAAAGAGGACUGGAUGUUAACAAAUGUGAAAUUGCAAGGUUUUACAAAUUGCAUGAGAGAAAAUGUGAACCAAUCAUCAUGACGGUCCCACGUAAGUCCGAUCUGUUUCAGGACGACCUGUAUCCGGAUACAGCCGGUCCCGAUCCCGCCGUGGAGGCAGAGGAGUGGUUUGCUGGGAAAAACGGAGGCCCGAUCCUGAUCUCGCUCAAAGACGGAUACGUCUCAACAAAGAACCGGGAUCUGAAAGUGGUCAAGACGAAUGUGCUGGAGACCAAAACGGUCACGAAACCAGAACCCAUCUCUACUGUCCAGAAGCACGUGUCUCCACAGCCCUCAGUAAAAAUGGAAGAUAAACUGGAAGAGGUACUCCGAGAGUUCAAGUCACUCAGGGACCGCGUCAUCCUCCAAGACCGACGAAUCGCCAGACUGGAAGAGCAGGUCGCCAAGGUUGCCAUGUGAUACGGUUUUGGAGAGGACCGAAUGGACGGGGUCUGCCACGGCCAAAUAUACAAGAUUCGGAUCAAAGCUUGGCGUCGUCCCUGCGAUUAGGCCAAGCCUACAUUCCAAAAUGAACUUUUAAUUUUUUUUCCCUUGCCAACUUUCACAUGUCCCUCAGCCCCACACACACAGAAAAGAAAAAAACUCUCUCAGCUCAAGUUCACAUUUGAAGGAAAGACAUUUUUGUUGAAGGAAAAGUCUUAACUUUUUUGUGAUAUCAAUUCUCAUGUGAAGUUUGUACUUACUACUCAGAAACUGUAUGUAGCAUCAGUAUUUCCAUUGUUAUCAUGAUUUCUUUGUGUGUUGCCAAAUAUGAGUGGUGUGUGGUUUCAUGCACUGCUUUUACGUUUAUUUUCCUUCUUGAAGUACAUUCCAAUCACAACCUGGUAGAUUGAGUUUGUCGAGCUGGAUUCUUUUUUUAAACGAUAGCUGUUCAACUUUUAUCCUGCCACCAGUUUGCUCAUUGCUUACCAUCAGAUUUAUGAAUGUGGAAGAAUUCCUCGAUUCUUCUUUUUUUCCCUUGUUAUGCUGGGCUUGAAAUUCAACAUUAGGUUUUUUUGGGGGGGAAGGGGGUGUUGCAUCUAUCUGGUGUAAAUGUUGUGCAAAUGUAGUGGUGCCUCUCGUCACUGUUAAGGGUCAAACUGCAGUCGCCCUCUCCAGUGCAGAUUCGGUGUUGGGAAGGGACCACUCACUCGGCUUGUGUUUCACUGAACCCCUGACAAACCGUUCUGUGCACAUAAUAAAGAUUUUACACAGGAAAAGAAAA